Rotaria sp. Silwood2 is the source of this 381-nucleotide messenger RNA. Lineage: Eukaryota; Metazoa; Rotifera; Eurotatoria; Philodinida; Philodinidae. The record is from the annotation of a GenBank genome assembly.
AUGUAUUAUCCCUUCUCUGAUCCGAUUUGUUCACAAAUUUUACCUGAAAUUCAUCAUAAAAUCAAUUGGCUUGAUCUUGAACCAAUUUCUAUGAAACGAAAAUUUCCAUCACGUUGGUUUUAUUACUUAGCAUUUUUUCUUUAUGGUAUUAUGAUGAGCUCAGCUGGUAUAUUGCAUUGUUUUAUAGGUGAUCGACAAACGAAUGAAGAUUCAUCGAAAUUUAUUCGACUAUUUAUUGUAAUUAUUGAUGUUAGUUUAAUAACAUGUAUUGCUGUUACAUUUCUCUUUUGUGAUUUAUGUGAUAUUCAAUUUUUUAAUCCAGAAUCAAUUUUUACACGUUGUUUACUCUUAAGUUCAUAUUUUAUUCUUUUUCUUUUAUGA